UGUUACAGACAGACAGACAGACAGACAGCGGAGCAUCUCUUCUCUCGCAUCAGCAUCACGGGGUUUAAUCGCUCUUUCUCCAUCACCGAGGCGUAGGAGGCGUCUGUCAAACCUGUGGAGCGUCUGUCUGUCUCCCUCUGUCUGUGUCCGUCUGUCUGUUUGGACGACUCUACGCACAUCGGUCUUUUGUAGUAGUUGUAGUUUGGAGACAACAAACCGGGCUUACGGCUCUCUUGGGGAAUCUCUCUGUUAUCCCGGAAGACUCAUCACAUUCUCGCCUUGAAGGAAGUUUAAGCGAACAGCUGUGUGUGCGUGUAAUUUGGGAGCCAAUCAAGCAGCCAUGGACGCGUUAAUGAAGGGUUUCUCUAAAGCCAGGGAUGGGGUCGUGGCAGCGGCGGAGAAAACCAAGCAGGGAGUGACUGGAGCAGCUGAGAUGACGAAAGAUGGGGUUAUGUUUGUCGGUACCAAAACAAAGGAUGGAGUCACAACAGUUGCAGGUAAAACUGUGUCUGGAGUGUCUCAGGUUGGUGGAGCCAUGGUUACCGGCGUUACCGCUGUGGCCCACAAAACUGUGGAGGGUGCAGGCAAUAUUGCAGUUGCCACUGGAUUGGUCAAGAAGGAUCCAGUCAAACAAGGUGAUGAAGCCUCAGCAGUACAGAACGUGGCAGAGUCACCAGUUGAUACUGACCCUGCUGACGCUACAGAGGAGGACACUGAUGACUAAACUGAUCGAGAGCUUCACAAUCAAAGAUCAAUGACUGAAACAUUCCAUGUCGCUCUGCCAAGUCCAGUUGUGCCUCGUUUUUGGUCCUUUAUGGAGUCUGUGCCCAACGUCUGUGUGUGUGUGUGUGUGUGUGUGUGUUUCUGUUUGUGUUGUUAUGUAUGUCUGUACAGCAGUAAAUGUGUAAAUGUUGUAGAGAAAGAGAGAUUUUGUAUGUGAGUGUGUGUGUGUGUGUAUGUGUGUGCCUUUUACACAUCAGUCCUGAAAGGGACCUCAGGUGUGUGUCAUCCUCAACCAGCUGUCAUUUACAGUGACUCCCUGCCACUGAGAAUGCCACCUGGUCACUGUGUGUGUGUGUGUGUGUGUGUGUGUGUGUGUGUGUGUGUGUGUGUGUGUGUGUCUAUAUGUACGUUUUUUGUCUAACCGUGUAGCUAUGUCAAUAACUCAAACAUGGAAACAUACCACAAUUUACCACUUCAAGCACCUAAGUGUCUCUAUAUAAAUGAAGAAUUUACAGUGAUCUCUUUGAAAUGGAAGCAUAAUGAUAUUCUCUAUUUUUGUCUGUAUACUGUCACUGUUUUUUGCGGUGGACUAUAAAGUGCUGAGCUAUUUGUGCAUUCAUAUUGUAUUUUUUAAGUUAUCACUGCUGUAACAAAUAUAUCUCAUAUUGAAUGGACUUUUGAAAAACCAAGAGCAUGUAAAACUACUCAGCUUAACCGCUGUGAUAUGAAUUUAUUUGGAGUUAAGUGUUGAAUAAAAUAUGUAUGUAAAGUG
Messenger RNA from Siniperca chuatsi (mandarin fish), 1495 nucleotides. RefSeq names its product alpha-synuclein-like. Gene Ontology annotation, biological process: chemical synaptic transmission; synapse organization; synaptic vesicle endocytosis. The record is from RefSeq and is a predicted model, not a curated record. The transcript has 6 exons. The coding region runs from base 341 to 724 and encodes 127 amino acids. Gene Ontology annotation, molecular function: cuprous ion binding. NCBI's taxonomy places the organism in Eukaryota, Metazoa, Chordata, Actinopteri, Centrarchiformes, Sinipercidae. Gene Ontology annotation, cellular component: axon terminus; cytoplasm; neuronal cell body.